Eriocheir sinensis (Chinese mitten crab) is the source of this 1705-nucleotide messenger RNA. RefSeq lists its product as uncharacterized. Bases 1 to 1566 code for a protein of 521 amino acids. Gene Ontology annotation, molecular function: phosphatidylinositol binding. Gene Ontology annotation, cellular component: membrane. NCBI's taxonomy places the organism in Eukaryota, Metazoa, Arthropoda, Malacostraca, Decapoda, Varunidae. The record is from RefSeq and is a predicted model, not a curated record. The transcript is spliced from 7 exons.
AUGUUUAAUAAGCUGCUUAGUCACGUGUUGGGUUGCCUCGACCGCCGCACCCAGCAGCUGCGGCGGCGGCGGGCGGGGGACGAGGAGGAGGGCGAGGAAGGAGGGGGGAAGGUCACCGCGCCCCCCCCUGGGUCAAGGUCACCCACCCCCUCCAGCCCUGACCUUGAGGCGGUGGCGGCGGGGUCAGCGAGGGAGGUGGAGCGGUGCGUGGAGGUUCUCGAGACCAUCGGACGCAUGCGGGCGAAGGGUCGUGUUCCUGUCGUCCUCGUGUAUAGAGAACGACGUUGCCGCACUCACCACCGCCACCAGGACAAGGGUCGGAGCAAUAAGGUUGUUUUCGCCAAGGAGAAGCGUGACUUCCUCUCCCUCAUGGGCCUACCCGGUGCCAUGAUAUCCGAAAAGGGUCUUGAUUUCACCGUUCGGCCCAACACCGCCUCUAACGAAAAGCGGAACUCCUCCACCUCCUCCACCUCCACGGACACGGGGGGAGGUGGAAGAGGAGGUGGAAGGGGAGGUGAGGGUACAGAGGGAGAGCUUGAACUUGAGCCUGACCAGAAAAACGGAGCUGUGGCGAACGAUUCGGGGCAGCUCAGCGAGGAAGAUACUCCGCGCGGGUCGCCGAAGACAACGCGCGCUCUCUACCACUACCUCCCCUUCAUCAAGAGAGGUUCCGUCAGCCCCCAGCACGACUCCACCUCCUCCUCCACACGUGCCUCCUCCACACACUCCUCCGCGCCUCCCUCCACUACUGACGAGGACGAGGACACCGCCGUGGACGCGAGAUCGACGCUAAGCUGUGAUUCCUGCUCCUCGGAUGACACGACCAGUGGCUCCGACGGCGACACGGAUGUUGAAACUGACACCGCCGUCCCCGCCGCGUACGCCCACAAGGAGUCCACCCACGCCGCCCCCACCUCCGCCUCCACCCUCAUGCCCGCUGGAGUGGGCGUGGGUGUGGCUGCGACCACGUCCGUCACUUUGAAAUUAGAAAAACUUGGCUUAAAGAAUACUGAAAGGCUUCUGACGCCAUUUUUGAGGGUGUCAAUAAGAGAUGCUACGGGCGGGCUGGCGUGGACGGGAGCGAUGCAGGAGACGGCCGAGUGGGAAGUGGUCAACCGUCAUUACCUAAGGUCCCCCUCUCCCCUGAACCUGCCGCGCCCCCUGGAGGAUAUCCCGGAAGACGGCGCCAUCUUCCUUGAGGUCCGCCACCACCGGCCUGAACGCGGCAUGCUGUCCACGCUAUGCUACACCUUCCUGGAGCGGCGGGAACUGUCCAACGGGGAGUUCAUCUGCGAGCUGUACAGCCCCCCCGUGGACUACACCCGCAAGGUCCUUAACAGCUAUACGGAGAAGGCGUUCUUUCUGCACCUCGAAAUGUGUCUCCAGGGGCCGGGGGCGGGGUCACGGCAGGGGUCCAGACAGGGGUCGUUACAGGGGUCAUUACUAGGGUCACGGCAGAGCUCACGCCAGGGGUCACGCCAGGGGUCACGCCAGGGGUCACGUCAGGGGUCACACCAGGGGUCACGUCAGGGGUCAAGGCAUGGGUCGCUCACUCCCACCAGCUGAUAUAUUACGAGUGUGUGAGGGAGAGAGGGAGAGGGAGAGGGAGGGGUGAGGAUGUGAGGAGGGUGAGAGAGAGAGAGAGAGAGAGAGAGAGAGAGAGAGAGAGAGAGAGAGAGAGAGAGAGAGAGAGAGAGAGAGAGAG